Elephantulus edwardii (Cape elephant shrew) is the source of this 6768-nucleotide messenger RNA. RefSeq names its product collagen alpha-4(VI) chain-like. The record is from RefSeq and is a predicted model, not a curated record. NCBI's taxonomy places the organism in Eukaryota, Metazoa, Chordata, Mammalia, Macroscelidea, Macroscelididae. Gene Ontology annotation, molecular function: serine-type endopeptidase inhibitor activity.
AUGGAGCCGUGGAAUACAUUUUGGAGAAUCAUUUUCCUGGCUACUAGUUUUUACUUCAUCGAGUCACAGAAGCUGGUUUGCAGGGAGGCUUCUGUGGGAGAUGUCGUGUUUCUGGUGGACAGCAACAUAAGCCCCAAACAUGUCCGCAGCAUGCGGAGCUUCCUGUACACACUGGUGAACAGCUUCAAAGUUGGCAGAGAGACCAUCCGUGUGGGUCUGGCCCAGUACAGCAGCUCCCCCAGCUCUGUUUUCCUGCUGUCCACCUACCACCACAAAAACAAGGUGCUGAGACACCUCCAGAAACUGCCGUUCAAGCCUGGGGACAGGAGAACGGGCCUGGCCCUGCACUUCCUGCUAGAUCACCACUUCAGGGUGGAAGCAGGCAGCUGAGCCAGCCAGUCAAAGGGUACCUCAGUCGCCAUGGUGAUCAGCAGCGGCCCAGCCAAGGACAGUGUCCAUGAACCUGCAGAGGACCUGAGGAGGGAAGGCAUCCUGCUUUAUGCUGUUGGCAUCAAACCUGUGCCUUGGGCAGAGCUCAGGGAGAUGGCCAGCAUCCCUGAGGACAAAUUCACCACCUUGGCCUCCAACUUCUCUGGUCUGAGCAGACUUGUCCAGAGGCUUCGUCAGGGGCUCUGUGAGAGGCUGGCAAAAGCAGCCCUGCCUGUCGACCACGUUGCUCCAGUUUGCACAGGAGCAGCCCUGACAGAUGUUGUGUUUCUAGCAGACACCUCCAUCAAUCAGACUCAAACGAGCUUGCUUCGCUCUGUUGACUUGGGACUUGACAUCAGCUGUGACUAAGUCCAGGUGGGACUCAUCCAGUAUAAUGACAUCUCUCCAGAUGCCCCACUGAACGAGCACCCACUGGAAAGCCUGGCCUUGGGCAGACCCAGAACCUGGCCUCCCCACAGGAGGCAUGAGCACGGGACCGCCCUGGAGUUCGUCAGGAGUCAGCUAGAAUCUGGGCCGGGACGGGGCCCUCAGAUAGUUAUCCUGGUGACAGAUGGCAAGUCAAGUGAUGAAGUCCAGGAAGCUGCUGACAAAUUGAUAGAAGAUGGAGUCAUUGUGUACGUGGCACAUGGGAUUAGCGUGCAGGAUGUCCAAGACUUUCCAAUAAAAAUAGGUCUGAGUGAGCCGUUUCCCUUCAACACUGAGAACAUCAGCACCCUGCAGGAACCCUUGGGAAGCAGCCUGCAGACUGCUCACACAUGUGUGGAGAGACAGUAAAAAUAAUCCAGCAAGCCCUCUGCAGACGUGGUCUUUCUCACCGACACCUCUCAGGACACGUCGCCCGCCAGCUUCCAGUGGAUGAAGAAGUUCAUCUCCAGAGUGGUCGGCAUGCUGGAGGUUGGCAAGGACAGGUACCAGAUCGGCCUGGCUCAGUACGGCGACCAAGGACACACCGAGUUUUUGCUCAAUACCCACCAGACGCAGAGCGAGGUGCUUGCGCACAUCCGGGAGCGGUUCAGGCCCCGGGGUGGCACCAGGAGGACAGGCCAGGCCCUGCGGUACCUUCGUCAGGUCUUCUUCCAGGAGGCAGCUGGGAGCCGCUUCCUCCAGGGCGUCCCCCAGUACGCGGUGGUCAUGACCUCGGGCAGGUCUGCGGACGCCUUCCAGGAGGCUGCGCAAGCGCUGAGGGAGAAAGGUGUGAAAGUCAUGUCUGUGGGCAUGCAGAGCUUUGACAGGCAUGAGCUGGAGGCCAUGGGGAGCCCAUCCCUGGUGUAUGAGAUGCGGGAAGGCCGAGCCCCCCUGCUGCUCCAGGACAUGCGGUUGCUUAUCCAAGAGACCAAGACGUCUGAGUUCAGGAUACAGGGCAGUGAGGAGUUUGCACCAGCAUGUCCAACCGCUGCCCCCAUUGACCUCGUAUUCCUGGUGGAGGAGUUCGGCAGAGCCAGUCAGGCAAACUUCAAGCAGGUCGUCUCCUUUCUGAAGUCGGUUGUCAGAUUGCUAGGGAUCCAUCCUGAUCUUGUGAGAAUCGGCUUGGUCUUCUACGGCGAGGCUCCACGGCUCGAGUUCUCACUGGACAGGUUUCAGAAUGGACACCAAGCGUUGAUACAUCUGGACAAGUUAAGCUACCGAGGAAGAAGAGGGGAACUCAAGACCGGUGCGGCCUUGGAGUUCCUGAGGAACUGGGUUUUCACCCCGGAGAGGGGCAGCCGGUCCAGAUACGGUGUACCCCAGGUAGCGGUGCUCAUCACAGAGAGUGUCGCUCAGGACAACGUGUCCAGUGCAGCCUCUCUGCUCCGCAAAGCGGGGGCCACCAUCUACGCCGUGGGCACCCAGCUGGUCUCAGACAGCAAGGACCUGGACAAGGUGGCCUCCUACCCUCCUUGGAAGCAUGUGAUAUCCCUGGAGUCGUUCCUGCAACUCUUCGCUGUGGAGAGGAAGAUUAAGAACGAGCUAUGCCCCCCUGACCUUGGAGUGAUCAUUUCUCACUGUCCUCCCCUCCUCUCAAUGCUAAUGGCUCUGCUUGCUGCUUCUUGCCACCUAGGUUGUGAGCAGAUUCAGAAGGCAGACAUUUACUUCCUCGUGGAUGGUUCUGGAAGCAUCACACUGGAAAAUUUUCUUGAAAUGAAGGUGUUCAUGAUUGAGGUGAUAAAGACGUUUCAGGUGGGGCCCGACAAGGUCCAGUUUGGAGUGGUUCAGUAUUCCCACCUGAUGCAGACCCAGUUCCUCCUCAGCCAGCACAGCAGCGUGACGGAGCUGGAGCGGGCCAUUGACGGCAUCCACCAGCUAGGAGGAGGCACCAACACCGGCCAGGCCUUGAGGGACAUGCAGCAGGUGUUCGCGGGCACGGGCCGCACCAACACGGCGUGGUAUCUCAUAGUCAUCACGGACGGGAAGUCUGCGGAUGAAGUGGCCCAGGCCGCAGAGGCCCUGCGGGGAAGAAACAUCAUCAUCUACGCCAUCGGGGUGCGAGAGGCCAACAUGGAGGAGCUCGAGGAAAUAGGCAGAGACAAGAUUUUCUAUGUGUAUGAAUUUGAUUGCUUGAAGGCCCUUCAGCAAGACGUGGUGAAGGACCUCUGCUCCACAGAAGUCUGUAAGGAUAACAAAGCUGACAUUAUGUUCCUGAUUGAUGGCUCAGAAAGCAUUGCCCCCCCAAAUUUUGUAAAGAUAAAGGAGUUCAUGGAGAGAAUCGUGAACAUAUCUAAUAUUGGUCCUGAUAAAGUUCAGAUUGGCCUUUUGCAGUUCAGCACAGAUCCUCAGGAAGAAUUCAAGCUCAACCAGUUCUCUACAAAGGUGGACAUUCAUGACGCCAUCUUGGAUGUCCAGCAAAUGAGCCAGGACGACACUCAUACCGGGAAGGCCCUGAAUUUCACUCUACCCUUUUUUGAAAGCUCAAAAGGAGGGAGACCCAGUGUUCAUCAGUAUUUGAUUGUGAUCACUGAUGGAGUCUCGAGAGAUAAUGUAGCAAUACCAGCCAAAGCUCUCAGGGACAGAAACAUAAUGCUUUUUGCCAUUGGGAUUGGGGAAGCCAAAGACUCUCAGCUUUUGGAGAUUACUGGAGACCGGGACAGGGUGUACCACGGAGAAAACUUCGAGUCCCUCCGGGACAUGGAGAACACAAUUCUUUAUCAAGUUUGCAGCCCACAAGAAUGCAGCUUGGAGCUGUUUGUAGGACUUGAGAUCUCAACUUCCAAAAGGCAAAUUCAGCAGAUGCUUCAACAGUUGCUGCCGGACCUGAUGGCGCAGCUGGCCUGGCUUCCCAACAUCAGCUGUAGCGUCACUGAGCAGAUGGACACGGGGCUCCACUACUUGGUUCCUGGUCCGAAUGGGCUUUACUUUAAGAAUUCCAGUGACGGGAUUGCUCAGAUGUUGCUGGCUGCUGAAAACAACCGCAUGCACGUGGAGUUUCUGCAGGUCCUGGGAAAUGCUGCUUCUCUGGUGCCUGCGAAAACCAAGGUCCUUUUAGUAUUUACAGAUGGACUGGACGAUGGUUUAGAGAGGCUGAAGGAAGAGUCCAGGCGGCUCCGGGCGUCGGGCUUCUCUGGACUCCUCCUGGUCGGUCUGGAAGGCGUGCCGAAGCCAGAAGAGCUCCAGGAGCUGGAGUUUGGCAGAGGGUUUGCGUACAAGCAGCCUCUGAGCACCACACUGUGGUCCCUCCCGAGCCUCUUACAGAAGCAGCUUAACACGAUUGUAGAAAGAACGUGCUGCAACAGGAUCGGGCAAUGUUUUGGAGAAGAAGGAGACAGAGGAGACACUGGAAGCCCAGGGCUAAAGGGGCCGAAGGGUCCUGAGGGAUUGCCUGGCUAUCCCGGUGAAGAAGGGACACCUGGUGACCGAGGCCCCCGUGGUCCUCAGGGACGCCAGGGAGAGCAAGGAUGCCCAGGUCUGAGGGGACUCAAGGGAGCAAGAGGGUUUACUGGGGAGAAGGGUGACCUGGGUGAGGAAGGCGUGGAUGGCGUCAAUGGAGAACAGGGUGAACGUGGAGCCCCUGGGUCAUCUGGAGAAAAAGGGAACAGAGGAAAUCAGGGCCUGUCGGGACCCCCAGGACAACCUGGAGAACGUGGAGCAAUAGGCUUAAGGGGAGACUCUGGGAAUCCUGGAAGUGAUAGUUACAUCCAGGGCCUGAAGGGAGAACAAGGAAAGCGUGGCCGCCCGGGAAGUUCUACUUUGGACGGGCUUCAAGGGGAGUCUGGAGACAUCGGCCACAACGGUGUGCGUGGACAACCCGGCCAACAGGGUUCCCAGGGAGAGUCCGGGUAUCCAGGCCCACAGGGACCGAGAGGAGGAGACGGGACACCAGGAGUCUUUGGGGAAAGAGGCUCACCAGGUCCUCAGGGGAAUCCCGGGAACCCAGGGCCAAAAGGUGCUAAAGGAAAAGCCGGACCAAGAGGAAACAAGGGGGAGCUUGGAGAAGUGGGAGCAGAAGGCCCACGGGGACCACAAGGACCGAGGGGACAGCCUGGUCUCUUCGGUCCAGAUGGACAUGGACGUCCUGGAAGAAAGGGCGAGAAGGGAAAACUUGGAUUUCCUGGCUACCCUGGCACACAAGGAGAAGAUGGUGACCCGGGUGAACAAGGAAAGAAAGGGGCAAAGGGAAUCAGAGGGAAGAGGGGGAAUGCUGGCCUUUCUGGAUUUGCUGGAAGCCCGGGAGAACAAGGUCCACCGGGACAAAUGGGUACCAAGGGACCCAAGGGUUUGGUAGAUAUGACGCCUUGCCAGAUUACCGACCUCAUCCGAGAAAACUGCCCGUGUUCAGCAGGUGCCUCCAAGUGCCCGGUGUUCCCGACCGAAGUGGUGUUUGCCUUGGACAUGUCGAAUGAUGUCACCCCGGCGGACUUUGAAAGGAUGAGGCGCGUCCUGUUGUCGCUGCUGCUGAAGAUGGAAAUAAGUGAGAGCAACUGUCCCACGGGCGCCCGAGUGGCCAUCGUUUCGUACAACAGCCAAACAGACUACCUGGUGCGCUUCUCAGACCACAGGGGGCGGCCAGGCCUGCUGCAGGCCGUCAGGGGGCUUGCCCUGAAGCAGGCCUCUGGCCAGCGGAAUCUCGGGGCCACCAUGAGGUUUGUGGGGAGACACGUGUUCAAGCGUGUGCGCUCGGGCCUUCUCCUGAGGAAGGUGGCCGUGUUCUUUGAGGCUGGCCCGACCUCCAGCCCAUCGUCCCUGACCCCAGCCCUGUUGGAACUGAGCUCAUUGGGCAUCCUGCCUGUGGUCAUCGCCUUCACGAAGGACCACAGCCUCCCGGAGGCCCUCAGGAUGAAUUUGACCAACCGAUUGCACCUGUUUGUCUGGGAGACAGAGCGACAGCAGGACCUGGAGCACUUGGCCCACUGUACUCUGUGCUAUGACCCGUGCCAGCCCCACCCCAGCUGCCUGCUGGUCACCCCGGGGCCGCCGGCGGUGGACAUGGACGUGGCCUUCCUGGUGGACGGCUCCCAGAACGUGGGUUCCCGCGAGUACCGUGCCGCCUUGAGCCUUGUGGCUGCCACGCUGGAUGACCUGGAGGUGGCCAAGCAGCCAGCCGUCUCCCUCCAUGGGACACGGGUGGCCCUGGUGACACAUACGGUCUCUGGCUUUGAGCCCGGCAGAGAGGAGCCUCCAGUGACGGAGCACUUCAACUUGACCUCCUAUGGCCACCGUGCUGGCAUGCGGCGGGAGGUCCAUGCGGCCAUGGCCAGUGCCCCUCGUGGACUCCCAGCUCUGGGUUAUGCCCUGCAGUGGACGCUGGAGAUGGUGCUCCUGGGGGUCCCCCUGUCACGGCCUGCACGUGUCCUUGUCAUCAUUGUGGCCAGCGAGACCAGCAGCUGGGACCGGGCGCAGCUGAGGAUGGCAUCGCUGGAGGCCAAGUGCCAGGGCGUGGCGCUGCUGGUGGUGGCCCUUGGCCCUGAUAUGGGUCCCCGGGAACUGGCCGAGCUGGCCACAGUGGCCAGUGCCCCUUCAAAGCAUCACUUGGUGCGCCUGGAGGGCAGCUCAGACCUCGACUUGGCUUAUGCACGGCAGUUCCUGCAGGCCUUCUUCAGCCUGUUGAAGAGUGGAACAAUCCAGUACCCACCGCCAGAACUCUCCAGUGAAUGUGGAGGCCCGAGCCGUGGGGACACUUUGCUGCGAGAUGCCACACUGGCUGAGAGGUAGGCCCGAGGCAGGGGUCUCUGCUUGCUGGGUGCAGAGGAAGGUCACUGCCAAAAUUAUGUGCUGAAGUGGUACUACAACAGGGAGAAGCAGGCUUGCCAGCAGUUCUGGUACGGCAGCUGUGGGGGGAAUGCCAACCGGUUCAACUCCAAGGACGAAUGUGAGGCCGUGUGCGUUCAAACCCCGGAGGGGGGUUAG